Penicillium arizonense is the source of this 1212-nucleotide messenger RNA. RefSeq names its product LSB5 family protein. Bases 1 to 1212 code for a protein of 403 amino acids. Gene Ontology annotation, cellular component: actin cortical patch. The record is from RefSeq and is a predicted model, not a curated record. Lineage: Eukaryota; Fungi; Ascomycota; Eurotiomycetes; Eurotiales; Aspergillaceae. Gene Ontology annotation, molecular function: phosphatidylinositol binding; ubiquitin binding. Gene Ontology annotation, biological process: endocytosis; actin cortical patch localization; actin filament organization. The transcript has 4 exons.
AUGUUCCAGUCGUCUAAACCAUACUCGGCAGUGACGGUACAAGUGGAGGUUCUUACGAGUGAACAAUAUGAGGUGGAAGACUCCAGUGGUAUCGUCGACUUGGUGGAGGUAGUGCGCAUUCAGGCCAGUGGUCCGACAGAAGCUAGCCGGGCCCUGCGCAAGAAACUAAAAUACGGCAACCUCCAUCGUCAACUGCGUGCACUUGUCAUUCUCGAUUUCUUGGUCCAAAAUGCUGGAGACCGCUUCUUGCGCGAGUUUGCCGACGAGGCACUUCUCGAGCGUCUCCGAAUCGCAGGUACCGACUCUGUAUCUGAUCCUCUUGUGAAACAAAAGUGCAAACAGAUCUUUGGACAAUGGGCGGUGACCUUUAAAGACACUCCUGGCAUGGCCAAGGUCACGGCAUUGUACAAACAACUCCCGAAGCGCAAGCAGCCUGCGAACCAGGCCAAAGCGAAGGUCUUACGGGAGGGUUCAAACUCGAAUGAGCCUCCAAUGGGUCAUGUUGUCUCAGUGUCAGCUGGUACUGGUCCGUCUACAGUCUUGACCAGCCCGAAGCAGAAGGCCAAGGCCAAGAAGGACAAGAGAGAUAAGAAGCUCUCAAUCAGUAUGGGCAGCAAAGGUUUCAACUUGGAGAAAGAACGUCCAGAAAUCUUACAAACGCUUGCUGCUUCCUCCGUUGCGAGCACUGACCUCUUGAACGCACUCAAACUCGUCAACCGUGAGACGAACCGAGUAAGUGAAGAUGCAGAAUGUAUUAACCGCUUCGAUAAGUGCAAGUCGCUUCGCCAUCAAAUUCUCCGGUAUAUUCAGUAUAUCGAAAGCGAGGAGUUCCUGGGUGGUCUGAUCCACGCGAAUGAGGAGCUUGUGACAGCAUUGAUGGCCUUCGAGGUGCUCGAUAAGAGUGUGGACUACGACAGUGACAGUGACGAUGAUAUUCUCGAGGGCAAUUGGAAAGAAAGACAUGGACUUGGCCUCGAUGAAGAUGUGCACGGCGGUCUUGCCGGUCUUAAUAUCAAUCCUCCUAAGCCUCCUCGGCCAGCUCGUCCAGAGGGUCUUCCUGUUGCGUCUUCAUCGCAACACUCGCGCCAGAUUUUUGAGAGUGAGAGCGAGUCAGAAGAGGAAGAUGACGAUGAAGACAACCCCUUUGGAGAUCGGAACGCAAUUAAGACGCCCGGUGUUGAGAAAUCAGGCUACUCUUGGAAAGAGGUCUGA